Molecule: messenger RNA, 1589 nt
Organism: Alexandromys fortis (reed vole)
Lineage: Eukaryota; Metazoa; Chordata; Mammalia; Rodentia; Cricetidae
Gene: CUNH6orf15
Product: chromosome unknown C6orf15 homolog
Exons: 2
Coding region: 345-1571 (408 amino acids)
Biological process (GO): extracellular matrix organization
Cellular component (GO): extracellular matrix
Source: RefSeq, a predicted model, not a curated record
GAGCACCUCAGAUGGGGGAACUUUUGCACCCCAGGAUGUCCAGCUUGUCGGCAUCCAGGGGACGAUGUGGGGAUAUAUGAACAAGGGGUGCUGGAGUGAGGUUCUAGAUCCCAAGAGUCAGCCUGCUGAGUGUUGCUGCUGCCGUGGGAGACGGUGAAGACACCAGCAUCCUAAGGCUUGGGUAGAGACAAGCCAGGGCAGGGCUGGGAACUAGGGGUGACCUGUGGACCAGCGCACCUGGGUGAGGAAGGGGCAGGGAGUACAAGGAAAAGAACCAGGUAUGGGAAACACCCAGUUCCUCUGGGACAUUCAAGUGACACCUGUUGCCACAGACCGAAUCGAGAAUGAGGGUGGAAUGGGCAGAUCUAUUGUCUCCACAACCACUGGCCCAGCCUGUUUCUGCUGUCCCCCACCCCACCAACGGGAUAAAGCCUGCUGCCUGGAGCCCAGGGAGACUGCUGGAGCCAAGCAAGAUGCAGGGCCUUGCAGGUGGGAGCCGGGCUCCCCUGGGCCUGCUCCUGAUCUGUCUGUAUCUGCCAGGCCUCUUUGCACGGAGCAUUGGGGCACCAGAGGAGAAAAUCUCCCCACAUUCUGGAAAACCUUCUUUUGCCAGCCUCUUCAAGCUUGAGACUGCGGGCUUGGGACAGCCUCAGCCCAAGCCUGACCUUGUGUAUCACGAACCACCGCGGGUUCUUCCAAGGUUCCCUGGAUUCUCACAAGAUGGCGCUCUACCUGAGGUGCCCAGCCAGCCUCCCUUCUGGGGGGAGUACCCCAUGGAGUUCUGGCUCUCCGAGGAGGACCCUCGGCAAGGGAUGGGGGCUGCUGCCGAGGACCGCUUGGAGCGAGCGCUGCCAGAAGCGCUGCCAUACCUUUCCAGAGGCAGACCUCUUCCUAUGGCUUCCUCCGCAUACGAAGCUUAUGGACCCGAGGACUCAGAGUCUGUACAGCCUGGUUCCAGUCCGCUGAGAACCGAGGCAGAAGCCUUCGCCCAGCACCCGCUCUUGUACUUCAUCCACAGAUUACUGCCUGGAUUUCCUUGGGGGAUUCUAAGUCCCAGUGCAUCUUGGGGAGCUGGAGGGGCAGGAACCGGGUGGGGAAGAAGGCCCAUGCCAUUCCCUUCUGGAAUAUGGGGUAGCAAUAGUCAAUUAGCAGGUCGGCACCCAGUAGUCAGUUGGGGGCCCAACGGUCCGUAUCCUGCAGGCAACUGGGCGGGUAAUGGUCGGUAUCCUGCAGGCAACUGGGUGGGUAAUGGUCGGUAUCCUGCAGGAAGUUGGGGGGGUAAUGGUCGGUAUCCCGCAGGAGGCUGGGGGGGUAAUGGCCGGUAUCCCGCAGGAAGUUGGGGAAAUAAUGGCCGGUAUCCUGCAGGAAGUUGGGGGGGCAAUGGUUGGAAUCAGCUUCCUCCAGGAGUCCGUCCUCCUGGUAGAAAUCAGCUUUCUCCUGGAGUCCGACCUUCUGGUCCCAAUCAGCUUCCUCCCGGAGUCCGACCUUCUGGUCCCAAUCAGCUUCCUCCCGGAGUCCGACCCCCUGGCUCUUCGGGGAGCCUCCCAAACCCCAGUUUGCAGUGGGAAUAGAGCUCAGCCGAAGCUCAG